UCGCCGCUAGAGGUCGUCUGUCUGUCCUGGACCGCGUUCGUACUCAGCCUCAGCCUCCAGUCGGUGACCGUGAUCGUGCCGUGCUCGUGUGCCCUCUUGCUAUAGGCUGCUGCGACCGGAUCAAUCGAGUCCGAAGGUUGUGCUGUGGGUUUGCCGCGUCAGUUUCAAAAAGUGGCGCGCGCUCUUGUCUCCAACGGUCGUCUCCUAAUAUGAUUCCUUGAGAUGUGGGACAUGGCGCGGGCGGACAGUGGUAAUGAGACACUCUUCUCCGAAGAGUCUUCACCGGAGAUUCCACCCAGCGCGGACACCCCUCCUAGAAUAACCGGAGCUCUUACCAAGGGGAAGAUAGUGAUCCGGCCAGUGGCAUUCAAGCCAGUGACAACUUCUAGUGCCCGCUUCACUAACCAUGGCGAGCGGUACGGCUCUACCCCUAUUCUCACCAGGCCUGGCAGCCAUCUCACUCUGUAUGGCAGUAGCAAUGACUUGCGACACCAUCACACGAGCAAUUCCAACUUCUCACUGGACCGGAAGCUGAUGUCGCCCUCACCUUUGGCACUCUCCUCCCUCCCUCUGCCAACUGGCUGUGGCCGUCUGGUCGGCUAUGAGAGCCUUGAGUCUGUACACAAGAGCAAGCCCAGGUCCAGCCGACUUGUUGGCUAUGAUAGCCUUGAGAGUGUCCAUAAACCUUCCAAUACUCGUAGUGAACACCUCACCAGGAUGCUAGCGUCUGAGGGGUCCGGGAGUCUGGCAGACCUGACGCCAUCCCCGUGUGAGUCUGGAGUCAUGGCGGAGCUGGAGGCAGCUCUAAGAGAGCGAGACUCUGAGGUAGCCUACCUACGCCAGACUAUGGAGCACAAUGAACAGGUCAUCUUUCGUGUGUAUCAGGAGAAGGAGAGAGCCUGGGAGCGGGAGAUGAGACGUACCAAGACACUUCACGAGAACCGACUGCGAGCUGCCGCUCAGAAAUCUCACAAAUUGGAGCAGAUGCUAAUGAUGCAAACUUAUCAGCUCCAACAAGACAAGAAAAGACUGAGAGAGGAUUUGGACAGGUCUGAGCGCGAGAGCAGUGAACUGCGGCAGGAGAUAGACCUACUGCGGAGCCGAUUGGAGGAGACGGAGUGGGGGCUGUGCCAAAAAUCGGGGGAACUUGCCCUGCUCAAGUCUCAACUAAAAGAAACUCAGGGAGAGCAGGCAACAAAAGGACAUGAAGUUAUAUCAUUAAAAAAUGAAGUGAGAGAGUUAAGACUAGAAGUAGAUCAGAAAAAUAAGGAAAUUUCUGCUCUUCGAAUAGGAGCAGACAAUCGAAAACAACAAAAAGCUGAAAUUGAUGAGCUAAAUAUACAAAUCAACGAACUAAAAUCAAAACUAGAACUGAUCCCAAAAUCAAUGGCAGCCAAAGACACACAGGCCCCAUUGUCCGAUACAGAGGCACUGCAGGAGGAAGUCUCUCGACUGACUGAGAAGCUGCGGCAGGAGCACUUAGAAUGGGAGAGGGAACGAGUACAAUGGGCACAGGAGAAGGAAAAGGUGCUCAGUUACCAACGUCAACUCCAGCUCAACUAUGUGCAGAUGUAUCGACGCACUCGUACUCUGGAGGGUCAGAUACAGGGCCUCACCCUAGAGAUGGACGUUGAGUCGAAGAACCGCACAAAAGUGACCUCGUUGAACGCCAUCCAGUUAUAAUACCAAUUAUGCAUUAAAAAGAAAUCAAACUAUUAAUUAUUGUAUUAGCACAUUUCCCUUAUCAAAGUGAACUAUUGAGAUGGUCUCACUUCGUAACUCAGAGGAAAUAUUUUAUUUUUAUACCAUUUUUAACUAAAAAAGGAACAAUUUGGUGAUUUUUUCAGAUUAGGUGUGUUAUUUAUAAAUGUUUAAAUCUUGUAAGACUUGUUGCAUUAAGUUGAUAUGUAAUAUACUUAUUAAUAUUAAUUGGCUGUUAUGUUGUUUCUAGUUCACAAACCAGCAACACUGGUUAAAACCUCUGCUAGUGUCUUAUGUCUUACAACCACAGAUUCUAUAAAAACUAUACUUAUUAUUACAUUUAUACAAGCUUCUUCAUUAUGUCCUUAAACUGGAAAUCCAAAAUUGAAAUAAAUUAUUUAAUAAUUUAAUUUUUAAGUUAGCAUUAUUAGAAUAUCAUGCUAGUUUACUAAUUCCAAUAUUUAAAAAAAUUGUUGGAUUAAUUCAAAAAUAGGCACUUGAAUAACAUUUCUGUGGAAAGGUGCUUGAUCAAAUACCGACUGUAGAACCACCUGUGCGUCUGUUCAUGCAUAUUGCUAGAACCAGCCAAAUCCUUAUAGUUUUAAGAAAAUAUUGGGUGUAGAAUAAAAAAUUCUCUCAUUUAAAAUAAUUUAACAAUAUUUUACCACAUUUAAAUGAUAAAAAUUAGAGUAAAGGAUGGGAAAUGUGUUUACAGUAUCUACAGACAGUGAAUUAUUUUUAGUUUUAUUAUUUGACUGAAUCAAAUUAUAACUUAAAGACAGAGUUCCUGUUGAAAAUCAAAAUUUCUUGAACAUUUCAAAUAUUAUCUAUAUAUACUGUACUCAUUUUCUUAAUUAAAAAAAUUAUUUGUUAUUUUAAUAAUUACAGUUACCUUUAUCUACAAUUUAAUUUCUUCUAAAACAAUAUUUUUAAUAAAAAUACCUUUAUAUCAAAGUAUAAUUAUAAGAUAAAGUGUUAAAUACCACCUAGAUUAAAUUUUGUGUAUAGUUUUGUAAUGGGAUAAGUAUUCUCAUGUAUAUUGUGUUAAUGUGUGUAUAUUGGUGCUCAAACCAUCUGGUGUAACUAUUGUAUAGUAUUAAGACACAAGCCCCAUCUUGUUUUGAUAGUACUUCAUAUUGGAAGAAUUUUAAUUUUUAUGUUACUUAUGCAUAUUUAUGAAUUAAUUAGUGACUCAGAUACGAGUAUUAUUAGUAACUAAAUAUAUUGAAAGAAACUUAUUACAGACAGUUAUACUGUAUACUGCAGUCAAUGAGAUAUUUAAAUAUUAUUUAGUACACACAAUUCAUAUACAGAACUGUUUAUAAAAAUAUAGUUGGAUCCAAUCAAUGUAUUACUUUUACAAUCUAACAAUGUUGGAAGUUUGUUUUAAAUACAUUUAUACAAUGAUAAUAGUGUUAUAUACAUUAUUGUCUAUUUGUUGUAAUAGAAGCUCAAAAUUAAGCUUAAAAUAACUUUUUAGUGUAUUCUAUUCACUUAAUUUAUAUUGGGUGCACUACUACAAAUGUUCCAAAAAAGUCUUCUCUCCACAGACCAACAUCCUGGAUUACCAACCAUUUAUUCUCAGUAAACAGACCAGUGACCUUGACCUAUACGAGUUUGUGCCAGAGACCUGUGGAAAUGUUUUUCAAUUUUGUAUUGUGGUCUAUUUCAUUGGCUUGAAAUAUUGUUUUAGUCUACAGAUAUGCUGUUUUUGGCAUUUUUAUGUUUGUGAAUAUUUGCUUCUAAUGCUUGCCUGCAUCUCAAACUGUUCAAACCAAACCAUUUCAUAUAUUCACUUUUUAAAAGUUUAAUUAAAAAAUGUAGUUAUUUUAAAAGAAAGAUUUGGCUGCUACAUGGAGAAAAUUAUUUCACAUUUUUUUCAAAAUAACAAAAAUCUUUAUGUGUGUUUUUUAAUUAUAGCAUAGAUAUAACAAUAAACUAUUUUCAUAAGUAUUUUUUUAUAGACUGGAGCGUGGGGGUUACAAUAUUUACCUACAUUAUCACAGCCGAAAUAGUAUAUAUUGCUGUUAGUUCUUAUUACUACUAAGAUAAAGUAGAAACUAGCAUAUAUGUAUUGUUACAACUAAAAGGGGGAUUUAUCAUCAUAUCUCUGCUUCCAUAUACACUCCUUGUUAUUGGCCUAGACACUAUUCAAAAAAAUUUCCUCAAAUAAAACAAUAGUCCAUAUGCUUAUACUGUAUUGCCUGAAAAACCAUUACUUUUAUAAAACCCAAAAAGUAUUUUCCCAAAAGGUAAGAAAAGUAAACAUAGGGGUGCUGGUAAUUAUCAGGAUUAGUAACACUAUAAAAUAUUAUAAUAACUUAACUUAUAAAAAUGGAUCUCUGCACCCAAAGCUUUACCUUUUAUGUCAUUCAUGUUUUGUGUAAGGAGAUGAUUGGACAUCUUAAAUUCGGCAUAGGUCAAGUUGCAUAAUUUUAAAUGUUACAAGUAAAACAAGAUAUAGAAAUGGAUUCACAUAUUCCACAAAUUUAUUUAUAUUUAUAUGUUUCAUACAACAUACAACUAAAAAGUUUAAAUCCAGAAUGAUUUAGUUCAGGUCAGAACAUUGUAUUGUACAGAACACAAUUAAGGUUGUACUUGACAGAAGAUUGGAAAGUCAGUGAUAUUUGAGAAAUAUAGCUAAUAUAUCAAAAUCCGAUCAUUCUUAUAAAAAUACAGUAUGUAAGUUCUUCAAUAAUAAAAGGUCGUAGACCAUAUAAAAUGUAAUUUUAACAAUGCAAUAUUAAGUAGUUAUUAUACUAUAUUACUGAUAAUUAAUACUUAUUUGUGAUAUUACUUUUAUUUAUUUUUGUUAGACUACGGAAAUAUUUAUGAGGAUGUUAAUUUAUAGAGUGAUUUAUUAACUUAAUUGUCUACAAUAUUAAUAUAGAUUUUGCUCUUUAGAUAUGAGUUACAUAGUUUUUUUUAAGUAAUGUUGUAAUCAUGUAAUAUUUGAAUUUGUACCAUUUAUAAAGAUUAUUUUAAAUGUAGAUAAAUAAAGAAUUCAUUAACUUGUUUACCUUGAGUAUGGAGA
Homalodisca vitripennis (glassy-winged sharpshooter) is the source of this 4735-nucleotide messenger RNA. RefSeq names its product leucine zipper putative tumor suppressor 2 homolog. NCBI's taxonomy places the organism in Eukaryota, Metazoa, Arthropoda, Insecta, Hemiptera, Cicadellidae. The transcript has 8 exons. The record is from RefSeq and is a predicted model, not a curated record. Bases 223 to 1683 code for a protein of 486 amino acids.